Messenger RNA from Strongylus vulgaris, 354 nucleotides. Lineage: Eukaryota; Metazoa; Nematoda; Chromadorea; Rhabditida; Strongylidae. The record is from the annotation of a GenBank genome assembly.
AUGUAUACUGUUUCACCAAGAGAUUUUGAACGCUACUGCCUGAGAAUUCUCCUUUUGAAUACUAAAGGAAAAACGUCUUUUGAAGAUAUUCGAACAGUGGAUGGACGAGUUUACGGGAAACUCCAUCAACAUUACGCUUUCUUCGCAUGGGGAAUGCUCAAGUGUUAUAAAUUUUGUGUGACAAUGAGCGAAGACCAUAUUAACCGAGGAGUUGGAGAAAACGAGGCUGUCGCUGUGGCGUACUUUGACAUAGCAGAACGAAGGCAAAAUGUUACAGCGUAUUGUUUCAUCUCUGAGCAAUGUACGACCGGAAGUUUCUAUUUUGCCUACAGAUUACGAUCUCAACCGGAUUGA